AUGUCCAAAUCUGCCAUUGACACCGCGCUGAGCUCAGGGUCGGACCUAGAUGAUGUGGUCAAGCCAACGCUGUGGCAGCGCUUCACGGCUCAUAUGAAGAAAUGGUGGUGGGUGCAUGGGAUAGUGAUUAUCGUCGUUGUUCUGGUGACCGUCCUGCCGCUAGUCUAUGUAGGCGUUCCUCAUUUCGCGAACGCGUACAUCAACAAAUUCCAGUACAACGAGACAGGGUUAGCCAUCACCAACCCGCGACCCAAUGCCAUCCAUCUCAGUCAGAAAAGCAAAAUCGCAACGGGAGGAGGAUUCACGGGGAGCGGCCAUCUAGAGCCGUUCAAUGCGUCUCUCCGGGAACCGAGCACAAACCAAGAGUUCGCGGUGUUUUCUGUCCCCGAGAUCGAGUUCUCGGGCAGCGUCGAGCUGGAUAUCGACCAAGAUCUCGAACUGUUGUGUGUCGACUGUAUGUCGCAGCUGGCGAUCGCGGCGGCGACGAACCAGAGCCUCUCGGUCUUGGUGAGAGGGACUCCGGACUUGAAGUAUGGAGCUUUGCCAACGGCCCACCUGAACAUCGACAAGACCAUUAAAAUGAACGGUUACAAUGUCACUGAAUUUUUGAACUCCCCUGGGGCUUUCAAUGUCACCGGCAUCGAUCUACUGAAAGAAAAGGUCAAUGGGUACAAUGUCAACGCCACCAUUACCAUUCAAAACCCGACCCCAUUUACAGUCGAACUGGGACAUAUUGCAUUUAACCUGACAAUAGGAGAUGAUGACACGCCGCUUGGCUACGUCGAUCUCCCCAACGUGAUGCUUGAACAGGAUGUCAGCAGCACCGUCUUCUGGGGCAGCUUGGAUACCGAGAAGCUGAUCGACGAGGCUUUGACCGGCUCGGGCACUCUGGGUACAGUGACGAUUGGCGUGAAGGGUUACAGCUGCGACUACAAUGGGCAGACAAUCCCGUAUUAUGAGGCCGCUAUCAAGGCCAUCAAUGCCAAAGCGACGCUUGAUCUCUUCAAUUACGCGUCCUCCCUGUUCGAUUAG
Penicillium chermesinum is the source of this 1032-nucleotide messenger RNA. RefSeq names its product DUF3712 domain-containing protein. The coding region runs from base 1 to 1032 and encodes 343 amino acids. NCBI's taxonomy places the organism in Eukaryota, Fungi, Ascomycota, Eurotiomycetes, Eurotiales, Aspergillaceae. The transcript has 5 exons. The record is from RefSeq and is a predicted model, not a curated record.